AUAGAAUUUUGCUAUCAGCGGAUUACCGACAGCUGGAAAUGCGAGUGCUGGCACAUUUGUCCGAGGAUGCGAAACUGAUUUCACUGCUCCAAAAGGAAGGUGAUUUCUUCCAAACUGUCACAGAUGCCUGGAAUGCUAGCAGCGCAGUGCUAAAUGAAGUUGAUCGAAAUAAAGUAAAACAGCUUUGUUAUGGUAUUUUGUACGGAAUGGGUGCAGCUUCGCUGGCAAAGCAGUUAUCCAUGGAAAAGCAUGAGGCGCAGCAACUGAUUUCGUCAUUUUUUCAACAAUUCCCAAAAGUACGAGCAUGGAUUGACAAAACGCUGAAAGCAUGUCAUCAGGAUGGGUUUGUAUGCACUUUACUAGGUCGAAGACGAUAUUUGGCAUGUAUUACCAGUGAAUUACAAACGGAGCGUGCUCAAGCUGAAAGACAAGCAGUUAAUUUUUGCAUACAGGUAGAUUUACACUCGGGUGUUUUGUGUCUCAUUACAGAAUUAAGAUAAUC
This is a messenger RNA of Gongylonema pulchrum, 502 nucleotides long. Lineage: Eukaryota; Metazoa; Nematoda; Chromadorea; Rhabditida; Gongylonematidae. The record is from the annotation of a GenBank genome assembly.